Molecule: messenger RNA, 2792 nt
Organism: Pangasianodon hypophthalmus (striped catfish)
Lineage: Eukaryota; Metazoa; Chordata; Actinopteri; Siluriformes; Pangasiidae
Gene: cpo
Product: carboxypeptidase O
Exons: 9
Coding region: 1184-2164 (326 amino acids)
Biological process (GO): proteolysis
Molecular function (GO): metallocarboxypeptidase activity; zinc ion binding
Source: RefSeq, a predicted model, not a curated record
CACACACUCCAUAAUGUAGUCUCCUGAGGCCUCUGUUUGUUGACGUGUCUGCACAUUUUGCCAUGUUGUUAAGGACCAUCAACAAGUUUCUAUAUUCUAUUCCUUUUUUAACCACUUUUUACACACCAUCACACCCAAACCAUCUAAAUAUACAGCCUAUAAACCUCUAGUUACGGUAUACGCCACUGUAAAAACAAAUGUUUUGGUCUAAAGCCAUGGAAACCGGUGGCUAUUCACUGUCUUUUCCAACCUAUAUGGCUAGACAGUCGUUUUUUUACGAUCUUCAAUCAUUAACAUUGAAUGACAUUCUGUAUGUUACAAUUAAAUGCUGUUGAUUGAAAAUCUCAGCCUGUUGGAACUGUUGGAACUUGUCUAUCUAUUCUCAUUAAAAAACGCUAGUUAGCCAGUUACCUAAUUCCUAGCAGGCUGUUAGCUAACCACCGAAUAGGACAAUACCUCAAAUUUACCUUCGGUUUUCUGGUAAAGCCAUAUCUACAUACACUACCACAAACUGCUAUUUGAUUAACUGACUAAAUAGUUAGUUAUCAAACGCUAGCAUUCGGUACAUCCUGGAGUAAUGAAUCAGCUAGAACUGAUUAGCUGGCUAGCAUUAUCUAUAGAUCAUAACCUGGUGGGGUUUUUUUUUAAGAAUUUUUUUUUACUAAACUUGCAGUAGUGUGAAAUUGUCCGUCCGUCAGAACUUAAUUUUCCCAAAUAAAUUCUAGUCGACUGGGAUUACCCUGGACUACAGCUAGCAUCGACCACAAACCUUGCUUUUGUGAACUUUGCUAGUGAAAUAAUACAACAUGCUAGCUAAAGAUCAUGUUUGGUUUUAGUUUCUUCAUCUAGUGCUAUCUUAUAUGUAAGCAGGCUAUUAGCUAACAACCGAAAAGACGUAAAGUUAUGACUUAAUUUUUUUGUACUUAUUAUAGUCUCGAAUGAUGUGGCAGAACUUGCUAUGUGGCUAGCUGACCACAGCCUUCUUAAAGAAAUCGUUGUUUUUUUAACACAACACACUCUGUUUUCUCUUGUACGAGCCCCAGACGGCUGUGGUCUUCCUGUGUUUGACUAUGUCCAGACGUCCAGACCGUGAUGCCGAGUGUGUGCGCCCACUCUGAGUUGACUUAGCGGGGCAGUGGAGGGACUGGAGCAGUGGGCUUAUGACUACACCAAGUACCACACCAUGGAUGAGAUCUCGGAGUGGAUGAAGACGAUGGAGAGGGAUUAUCCUGACGUUGUUAGCAGCAUCAUCUAUGGAAACACGUAUGAAAAGAGGAACAUCACACUGCUGAAGAUCGGACUGAGCAGCACCGACCCGAAGAAGAUGAUCUGGAUGGACUGCGGGAUUCACGCUCGAGAAUGGAUCGCUCCAGCUUUCUGCCAGCACUUUGUGAAGGAGAUCCUGGGCUCCUACAAAACAGACCCAAAGAUCGACGAGAUGUUGAGACAUUUGGACUUCUACAUCACCCCAGUGCUGAACAUGGACGGAUAUGUGUACUCAUGGAAAGACAACACGACACGGUUAUGGAGGAAGACAAGGUCACCUGGAACUGAUACGUGCACGUGUUUUGGCACGGAUCUCAACCGCAACUUCUACGCUAACUGGGGAAUGGUGGGCAUUUCCAGAAACUGCUGCUCGGAGAUCUAUAACGGACUGUCUCCUCUUUCGGAACCCGAGGCCCAGGCGGUGACAGACUUCCUGAGCGCCAAUCGAGACAACAUCCUCUGCUUCCUCACCAUCCAUUCGUACGGCCAGCUGAUCCUGCUGCCUUACGGGCACCCCAACAUCACCGCCCCCAAUCAAGACGAGCUGAUGAAAGUGGGUCUGGCUGCAGCAGAGGCCAUUAAAGCUGUUCACGGAAUGGACUACACAGUGGGAACGCCUCCUAAAGUGCUGUACCCCAAUUCGGGCUCGUCUCGUGACUUUGCGCGUCUCAUCGGCAUCCCGUUCUCCUUCACGUUCGAGCUGCGUGAUAAGGGCCAGUACGGCUUCUUGCUGCCGGAGGACCAGAUCCAGCCCACGUGUGAGGAGGCGUAUCAGGGCGCGCUGUCCAUCAUCACGUACAUCCACGAUAAAUCCUACGUCCGUGCGGCGGCUUCGAGCAUCGCAGCUACACUAUGGAGCAUUGUCCUAGCUGUGUGGCUCUCUUGCGCCACCGUCUGACCUCUUACCUGAACUGAAAUCAUUCACACAGGUUAAAUAACCUGGUUUAUUAUAUUAUUAUCUCCCCAGUUACUCCAUAAUGGCUCUCUGUCAUUAUUCAGGUAUUAUACCCAACACUCUGGACUUACAGUGUAAAUGGUGCAGUUUUGUCUGAAAUUAAUUAUCACACAAUUUUUAGAGGUCUGUGUGAAUUUUGACUUUUUUUCCAAUAACAAUAUGGCGAACAUUUGGAAAUUAUUUUCCAUAAUAUUAUAAUAAAAGAAAGCUCCCUUAGAUAUGACCAGUAACUGAUUUUAAGCUAAUUUUAUGUUUGUCUAAAACUAUUCGAAGGUGCACCAUGGGAGUCUGGCAGUCUUUUAUAUCUAGACAGGCCAGUAUUUCACUACGAUACAACAAUUCACUUAAUUAAACCCUGAAUAUAUCCCAGACUUGUAACUGAAGCGAGAACGAGUGCAUCCUCGAACCAUUAAAACAAUUAGAUAUUGAUGAAAACAUGUUUAAUGGGAACCAUUAGACCAAGUCCUAUUAAGGCAAUGCAGUAUUUUUUAAAGCAGGAGUCUUAACUAUUUCUCAAAAUGUCACAAAGCAAGCUUUAUGAGUCCUGAUUGCUAGCUGGGGGAAAAAAAAA